This is a messenger RNA of Ricinus communis (castor bean), 3063 nucleotides long. RefSeq names its product cation/H(+) antiporter 15. NCBI's taxonomy places the organism in Eukaryota, Viridiplantae, Streptophyta, Magnoliopsida, Malpighiales, Euphorbiaceae. Gene Ontology annotation, biological process: proton transmembrane transport; regulation of pH. The transcript has 3 exons. The record is from RefSeq and is a predicted model, not a curated record. The coding region runs from base 265 to 2769 and encodes 834 amino acids. Gene Ontology annotation, cellular component: endomembrane system; membrane. Gene Ontology annotation, molecular function: antiporter activity.
AGACAUAAACAUCCAUAUUUUCUUUCUUUUUCAUCUCAUUUCAGUUUUGCAUGAGUCAUUGAAGAAUAACAUAUAAUAGGCAACAUUUUUUGAGGAUUGAUACAUAUAGAGUGGUGUUGGCGAUCAUACAUAUAUGUUGAGUAUUGGCCAAGAGGGAAGGAUUGUUACUGGUUUUAUCUUGUGUAUAUAGUUUUGUAAAGAAAAAGAAAAAAUAGAAAAAGGAUUGUGUUUAGAAAAGUUGAUUAAAUAUUAUCAUAGGAGAAAAUGGGUGAUCAUCCUCAAGCAAUGAAGAAUACAACAACAGAAGAUACAAUAGUGUGUUAUGCACCUACCAUGAUAACAACAAAUGGAGUGUGGCAAGGUGAUAAUCCUUUAGAUUAUUCACUUCCACUUUUCAUCUUACAAUUAACUUUGGUUGUCGUCACCACCCGGCUUCUUGUUUUUAUCCUCAAGCCUUUUCGCCAGCCUCGUGUUAUCUCUGAGAUCAUGGGUGGUGUGAUAUUGGGUCCAUCUAUGCUUGGACGCAGUAAAGUAUUUGCAAAUACAAUCUUCCCCUUGAGAAGUGUGAUGGUGCUUGAAACAAUGGCAAAUGUAGGUCUCCUCUAUUUCUUAUUCCUUGUUGGAGUAGAAAUGGACAUAUCAGUCAUUAAAAGAACAGGGAAAAAGGCAUUAGCCAUAGCAGUUGCAGGAAUGAUCUUACCCUUCUUCACAGGUUUAGCGUUCUCUUUCCUUAUCCACAGGGAUUCACACAAUAUGAAUGAAGGCACUUUUAUUCUCUUCCUAGGUGUUGCGCUCUCUGUUACUGCUUUUCCUGUACUUGCUAGGGUUCUUGCAGAGCUCAAACUCAUAAACACAGAGCUUGGUAGAAUUGCAAUGUCUUCAGCUCUCAUCAAUGACAUUUGUGCUUGGAUUCUGCUAUGUUUUGCCAUUGCUCUAGCUGAAAAUGACAGUGCGUCUUUAGCUUCCUUGUGGGUGAUCCUCUCAAGUGUAGCAUUUGUUAUUUUUUGUGUUUUUGUUGUUAGACCGGCCAUCUCAUGGAUUAUAAGAAGAACACCAGAAGGAGAAACUUUUAGUGAGUUCUACAUAUGUCUUAUUCUUACAGGAGUAAUGAUUUCAGGUUUUAUAACAGAUGCUAUUGGGACACAUUCUGUUUUUGGAGCAUUUGUAUUUGGGUUGGUUAUACCGAAUGGACCUCUUGGUGUUACUCUAAUUGAAAAACUAGAAGAUUUUGUAUCAGGGCUUUUGCUACCCCUCUUUUUUGCUAUGAGUGGGCUAAAAACUAAUGUUGGGGCUAUUCAAGGAGCUACUACUUGGGGACUUUUGGGUCUUGUUAUACUUCUUGGAGGUGUUGGUAAAAUUGCUGGUACAUUACUUGUGACAUUCUUCUACCAAAUGCCUGUACGUGAAGGCCUUACUCUUGGCUUGCUCAUGAAUACUAAAGGACUUAUUGAAAUGAUUAUUCUCAAUGUUGGCAAGGAUCAAAGGGUUCUAGACGACGAAUCCUUCGCAAUCAUGGUGAUUGUGGCUGUGAUAAUGACUGGACUCAUCACACCUAUUGUUACUGCAAUAUAUAGACCAGCAAGGAAAUUUAUACCAUACAAAAGACGAACAAUCCAUAGAUCAAAACCAGAUGCAGAGUUAAGGAUACUAGUAUGCGUGCACACCCCUAGAAAUGUUCCAACAAUCAUCAACCUUCUUGAAGCAUCUCAUCCCACAAAGAGGUCACCAAUGUGUGUCUUUGUCCUCCACUUGGUUGAGCUCACCGGCCGAGCAUCUGCUAUGCUCAUCGUUCACAACACUAGAAAGUCUGGCCGACCAGCCUUGAACAGAACUCAAGCUCAAUCUGAUCACAUAAUCAAUGCCUUUGAGAAUUAUGAACAGCAUGCAGUUUGUGUUUCAGUUCAACCCUUAACAGCCAUUUCUCCUUACUCUACAAUGCAUGAAGAUAUCUGUAACUUAGCAGAGGACAAAAGGGUAGCCUUCAUAAUAAUCCCUUUCCAUAAACAACAAACAGUUGAUGGUGGAAUGGAAGCAACAAACCCAGCAUUCAGGACGGUGAACCAGAAUGUGUUAGCAAAUGCACCUUGCUCAGUUGGCAUUCUUGUUGACAGAGGGCUUAAUGCGUCUACUCGGUUAGCGGCAAACCAACUGUCUCAUCAUAUAGCAGUGCUUUUCUUUGGUGGGCCGGAUGACAGAGAAGCAUUAUCAUAUGCAUGGAGGAUGUCAGAGCACCCUGGAAUAAGCUUAACUGUAAUGCGAUUCCUUCCAGGGGAGGAUGCAGCUCAGUCAGCUAGGCAGCCCGGAGGAAGUCAUCAUAAUGAACCAAGGAUACUAACUGUGGAAACGCAUGACCAAAGAGAGAAGCAACUCGAUGAAGAGUACAUAAAUGAAUUCAGAAUUCAUAUUGCUAAUGAUGAGUCUGUGUUUUAUACUGAAAUACUAGUGAACAAUGGGGAGGAAACUGUUGCGGCAAUAAGGGGAAUGGACAUUAAUGCUCAUGACUUGUUCAUUGUGGGUAGAGGACAAGGGAUGAUCUCACCACUCACUGCUGGGCUUACAGAUUGGAGCGAGUGUCCUGAGCUGGGUGCCAUUGGAGAUUUGCUAGCUUCAUCAGAUUUUGCAGCAACUGUCUCAGUGUUGGUCGUGCAACAAUAUGUUGGAACUGGUUUGCAACCUGAGACACUUCACACGCCUGAGGGACAAGCUCAUCUAGAUGAACAGUACACUGGCCUACAGUUGAUGAAUAAACGACCUCCAACAUCAAGGUAACCAUUAAUGUAAAUCCAGCAUUAGCAAUGGCUUACUUGGGAAUUCCAAUGAAAUAGACUGAAACAUCAAAACUAGUAAAACGAAAAAAAUAUCAAAUCAAGAUUCUCUGAUAUUUAUUUUCUUUCUUUUCUGAUUUUUAAUAUUUAAUUUAGCUUUCACUGUGAUUUGUAGAACAACAAACACUCUUGUAACUAUUGAUUCUUUGAUAACUGGCAUCUUCUCCUUUCUUUUUCUUUUCUAAGUUACAAAAUUGGAAAAAUUCUUGUCUACCUACACAAUGUAUAUAUACCAAAA